This is a messenger RNA of Symbiodinium natans, 1263 nucleotides long. The record is from the annotation of a GenBank genome assembly. Lineage: Eukaryota; Dinophyceae; Suessiales; Symbiodiniaceae.
AUGCCCAAGGCAAGUUCGCCGGAUGCGAGUCUGAGACGGCGAGGACGAACGGAUUCAGCCGAGUUCCGGGGCAACACCACAGAAGAGGAUACAGAUUUGGCAGAUGACCCAAAGAGUGAACAGGAGUCCGCCGCUUUCAAAACAGCGCAGAGCAAUGAAGGUGGUGAGAGACUUCUGUCGAAGGUGAAGAUGAAAAAGAUGACUAUUCGAGCGGUCAUGGGCAUCAGCAUGAUGGUCACGUUCGGCGUAAUAAUUUAUUUAGGCCAUUGCUAUUUGUGCAUGUUGGUGUUUGCCUUGCAAUGCUUCAUAUUUUCCGAGCUGGUGGGAGUUCGAAAGCGGCAGGCUGCAGAAAGAAGGUUACCUUUGUUUCGUUCGAUCCAAUGGGCGUGGUUUUUCGUGGCAGCAUUCUUCACUUGGUCGGCAAGCAUUUGCCAGUUCCUCGAGAACAGUCCCAGAUUUACGGCCUCCUGGUCCGCGGCAAGGCUUGUCCUGGAAAACAAUAUGCUUGUGUCGUUCUCACUUUAUACGCUCCUUCUUAUGGUCUCGGUUCUGAGUCUGCGGAAGGGGCUGUACAAGUAUCAAAUCACACAGUACACCUGGACCAUGGUCACCAUUUGCAUAGUGGUCUUCCAGACUCAAGCUGUGUUCCACUUGAUCUACGCAGGACUCUUUUGGUUUGUGCUUCCUUCGUCGCUUGUUAUUUGCAAUGACAUCAUGGCGUACUACUGCGGGCAGCUAUUUGGCAAGAAGCUGAUCAGGCGUAGAUUCUUGGAGCUGUCUCCAAACAAAACCUGGGAAGGAUUCCUGGGAAGUGCUGUUUGUACGAUGCUUUUUGCUCUAUGGUUCUCCAGGAGGCUGUGCGCCUACAAGUGGAUGACCUGCGUGCCGGAAGAAAUUACCUUGUCAGUUCAUGCGCUGUCCUGCGAACCUGGACAGAUGUACAGACCGCAAAGCAUCGACGCGAUCAUUAUGGAAGCACUUCCCGGUGGCAUGAAAGCUUCCUGGCGCAUGCUGGAAGGGCACGCGUCUCUGGCGGGUCGAGCACAGCCCAACCUGUCACUUCCUGCUUUGCAUGCAAUCGGCCAGUUGGAAAUUUGCAGGGUCAGGGCCUUGGCAUUUGCUAACCGCAGCAGCUUGAUCGUGUUCCUCUGCACCUUCGUUCACAUACGUACCUUCUGCCAAACUCCAGUCACAGUCGAAAUGCUGUUGGCGACUGCAGUCCGGCUCCAAGCAUGCACUCCGCUUCCCUCUUGGCUGUUGUAA